GACUGGAGAGUGUUAUGAUAGAGGCCACACCUGCCUGAUCUGUGUCGUCGUCGAAUCUAAUUGUUAAUCAACUCAUAAAUGUGAUCAGCGCGCCAAAUUUGCGCCAAAUGUGAUGAUCUCCGGGAUCCCGAAAGGUCGGCAAGCCCUUAUGUUCUUUAUACAAUUAGUUUCUCCUCUGAUCUGCAUCUGCAUCACCAUUAGAUUCCAUUUACUCCGUAGGGAGACGAGACCAUAUAUAUUUCCUUUCCGCAGAACAAGCAGAAACGGACAAUCAUUCUACGCAUUCAUGACAUUGUCUCCGCUCCUAAUUUUCCCUCUUCUUCUGUUGCCCCAGAGUCUCUUGAUGGCACCUGUCCCACCUUGCACAAGAAUAUGGGGCACUUCGCCCGUUGCUGAGUUCUGAACUUGUAUGGCCCUGCGGUGGCUAAUGAUCUUCGUGUCUUUGGUGUAUCUCUUGCUAUCGCUUUAGCAGCUACGCAAGC
Molecule: messenger RNA, 482 nt
Organism: Suillus discolor
Lineage: Eukaryota; Fungi; Basidiomycota; Agaricomycetes; Boletales; Suillaceae
Exons: 2
Coding region: 113-403 (96 amino acids)
Source: RefSeq, a predicted model, not a curated record